Ostrinia furnacalis (Asian corn borer) is the source of this 1144-nucleotide messenger RNA. RefSeq names its product MAP4K3-like protein hppy. Bases 93 to 788 code for a protein of 231 amino acids. Gene Ontology annotation, molecular function: MAP kinase kinase kinase kinase activity; ATP binding. NCBI's taxonomy places the organism in Eukaryota, Metazoa, Arthropoda, Insecta, Lepidoptera, Crambidae. The transcript has 5 exons. Gene Ontology annotation, cellular component: cytoplasm. The record is from RefSeq and is a predicted model, not a curated record. Gene Ontology annotation, biological process: intracellular signal transduction; protein phosphorylation.
AAAGGCUUAACGGCAACGGAGAGCUGGCCGCCAUCAAGGUGAUCAAGCUGGAACCAGGCGAUGACUUCGCCAUCAUCCAGCAGGAAAUCCUGAUGAUGAAGGACUGCAGGCACCCAAACAUCGUCGCGUACUAUGGCUCCUACCUCAGAAGAGAUAAGCUGUGGAUCUCCAUGGAGUAUUGUGGAGGGGGUAGCUUGCAGGACAUCUACCACGUCACCGGACCCCUGACGGAGGUUCAGAUAGCUUACAUGUGCCGGGAGACGCUCACCGGCCUCUCGUACCUGCACAGUAUGGGGAAGAUGCAUCGUGACAUCAAGGGCGCGAAUAUCCUGCUGACGGAGUGCGGGGACGUCAAACUGGCGGACUUCGGGGUGUCAGCUCAGAUUACGGCCACCAUCAACAAGAGGAAGUCCUUUAUUGGCACUCCAUAUUGGAUGGCGCCGGAGGUGGCAGCGGUGGAGAGGAAAGGUGGUUACAAUCAACUCUGUGAUAUUUGGGCGUGUGGCAUAACUGCUAUAGAGCUAGCCGAACUGCAGCCACCGAUGUUCGAACUCCAUCCAAUGAGGGUGCUGUUCCUCAUGUCGAAGUCCGGCUUCAAGCCGCCGCAGCUGAAGGAGCGUGAGCGCUGGUCGCAGCUGUUCCACGCCUUCCUCAAACUGGCGCUCACCAAGAACCCCAAGAAGCGGCCCACAGCCGACAAGCUGCUGCAGGUCGGUCACCCAUCCUGCUGCAGCCGCCAAGAUAGGUGCUGCACUCAGCAGCCACAUACGAAGACACGACCUACGUGAUAUAGCGAUCCAUCAGCAUAUUUCUAGUGUCUAAACUUGUAUAGCUAAUUGAGCAGCUGCUGCAGUUCGGUCACCCAUCCUGCUGCAGCCACGGACAAAGGUGUUGCACUAACAACCCAAAGGACGCCAGGAUCUGUCAGCUCAUUUGUCUGUGUCUAUAGCUCGCGCGCCACCAAGCUUGAUCGUCAGUUGUUCAGCUGUAAGUGUGUAUAGCUGACAAGCUGCUGCAAGUCGGUCACCCAUCCUGAUAUAGCCAUGGCGAACGGUUCACGACAAAUCCAUAGGACGCCACGAUCUGUCAGCUCAUUUGUCUCAGUGUCUAUAGCUCGCGCGCCACCAAGCUUGAUCGUCAGUUG